Messenger RNA from Trematosphaeria pertusa, 1584 nucleotides. RefSeq lists its product as uncharacterized. Lineage: Eukaryota; Fungi; Ascomycota; Dothideomycetes; Pleosporales; Trematosphaeriaceae. Gene Ontology annotation, cellular component: cytoplasm; cytosol. Gene Ontology annotation, molecular function: thiosulfate-cyanide sulfurtransferase activity; adenylyltransferase activity; URM1 activating enzyme activity. The record is from RefSeq and is a predicted model, not a curated record. The coding region runs from base 1 to 1584 and encodes 527 amino acids. Gene Ontology annotation, biological process: tRNA wobble position uridine thiolation; protein urmylation. The transcript has 3 exons.
AUGGCUUCCGUUUCGGUACUUGAAUCAUUACGCCAGCAAAUUGCAGCAUGUGAAGCGCAGCUGCUAGAUCUCCGUCGGCAGCUCGUGGAAGCUGAGCAUCAGCAACGGCAGCAACGAGAGCAAGAGCGCUUGCAACGCAGUGCCCAAAAAGCCCCGGACCCCCUGGCCUAUGACUUCACUUAUGGCAUACACGACGACUUUAGAACUGAGAUUUUCGCGGCUUUAUCGCAAGACGAGGACGCGCAACAGGCUACCAAAAGAUGGCCUCUUGAGAGGACCGAGUACAAGCGCUAUGGGCGCCAGCUCAUCAUGCCUGAAAUAGGCCUGCAAGGCCAGCUUCGUUUGAGGCAUGCCUCGGUAUUGAUAAUCGGGGUCGGCGGGCUCGGAUGCCCAGCCGCAGCUUACUUAGUGGGAGCUGGCGUAGGAACGAUCGGGCUGGUUGAUGGAGAUGUCGUAGAGGAGUCAAAUCUCCAUCGGCAGAUUCUGCACUCUACAGGAAGAGUCGGGAUGACGAAGGUUGACAGCGCGGUGGUUGCCCUUCAUUCGCUGAAUCCAAUCGUCAAGCUUGUGCCUCAUCAUGGCCGGCUUACUCCGGAGACCGCCAUACCUACCUUGAAGCCAUAUGACCUGGUCCUUGAUUGCACGGAUACGCCGGCAUCCCGCUAUCUAAUCUCCGACGCAUGCGUACUCCUGGGUAAACCCUUGAUCUCAGCGUCAGCACUGCGAACUGAUGGCCAGCUGAUGGUCCUCAACAACCCCCCUCUCCCUCCAGGAGAUACAGCCGGCGGUCCAUGCUACCGUUGCGUGUUUCCUAAGCCACCACCUCCCGAGUCAGUCGUGUCGUGUGGUGAUGGCGGGAUCUUGGGGCCUGUAGUCGGGGUAAUGGGCGUACUCCAGGCCUUGGAAGCUAUCAAGGUUCUGACACGCAGCUCUCCUCUACCCACAAACGGUGCAGCGUCUGUGGAUCCUCCGAGUCUACUCAUAUUCUCUGCUUACGCUAAUCCGAUGUUCCGGACGAUACGUUUACGCACCCGAAAACCAAAAUGCGCAACAUGCUCCGCACAGGCGACCGUGACCCCCGAGGCCCUCAACUCUGGAAGCCUAGAUUACGUUCAGUUCUGCGGUAGCAUCAACCCAGUCAACACCCUUGGUCCCAAUGAACGCAUAUCGGCAGAGAAUUACGCGAAGCUCAGAUUGGACGUUAAUCCAUUCACAGGAAGGGAACCUAGCAAAGACGGGCACAUCCUUGUUGACGUUCGCGAGAAAGUCCAGUUCGACCUCUGCAGCCUCGAAGGAAGUGUCAAUAUACCAUUCUCUGUAGUUUCUAGUACGCUUGGGUCCUCCGUCAUUCGUCCAGAUGAUGCCGUCGAGAACGCCAAAGAACCGGACUGGGUGUCGGAGCUAAAAAGCCACCCUGAUAAGCCGAUCUUUGUAGUGUGCAGACUGGGCAACGAUUCCCAGCUGACAGUCAAAAGGAUGAAGAACCUUGGCCUUGACAGCGGCGGUCAGAGAUGGAUCGGCGAUAUUAAAGGCGGGCUGAAAGCGUGGAGGGAGAGCGUGGACAGAGAUUUCCCCGAGUAUUGA